This is a messenger RNA of Symbiodinium sp. CCMP2592, 1065 nucleotides long. The record is from the annotation of a GenBank genome assembly. Lineage: Eukaryota; Dinophyceae; Suessiales; Symbiodiniaceae.
AUGACGUCUUACGACCUCAACAAGUGCUUCAAGCAGUGCCGCGAGCAACCGUAUUCGCAGCAAGCCAAUUGCGAGGAGCAAUGCCGCCAGCAGUACAAACAAAGUGGUGUUGUCACUAGCGGUCUUUCGAGUGCUGCAGCUAAAGAUGGUGUCAAGGAUUACAAAAUCAAUGCCGAGGCCACACGGUUGAAGCGCGACCUCAAUCGCCUCAAUCAUAGCCACGGGAGAUCAUCAGAUGCAAUUCGUGCGGGUAGGGCUGCGGAGGAAUUUCAUCAGAGAAGCUUCAAUGCUGAUGCCAUCAAGCAGGACAUCCCCACCCGUGCUCAGGACAUGCCCUAUCAUUCACCUUCCGACCUCCACGUGGGUGACCAAGAUGUGCAGCUGAAGUACGGCUCCAAGCAGUACUGCAAGACCAUAGACCAGCCCAAGUAUGAUGGUAUGCAGAAAGUCGUUCCAAAGGAGCAUGCCGACCCUUCGAAGGGAUGGUCUGAUCGCAUCGAGGUAGACGGUGCUCGCAGCAAGCCUCUGUCGCAAAAGGAUGCAAAGUCCUUGGUCAAGAAUCCCGACAAAGCAGUGGAUCGUCUCUUGCCAAGGGAUUCGGUUUUCGAGUCCAGCGUCAAGACUGGCUUGAAAGCUGGUGCUGCUGGCGGUGUCUCCGGCGCCUUUGGCGGAGCGGUGGCCGCAGCGUGGGCGGGAGGAACUGAUGAGGAGAUAGGCAAGCAGGCGCUGAGCGGUGGGAUUGAGGGUGCCGUGACCUCUGGGCUUUCUUCGGCAGCUGCGGACAGCAUCGCCAACUCCACCGGCGAUGCAAUUCUUGGAGCGGCGGGAGGUGGAUUGGUCAGUGGGGCCGUGGGCACGGCCUUCAAUAUGGCAAAGUGCUCAAAGCGGUUCGACGACCAGAGCGACAAGACGCGUUGCAGGGAAAAGGAAGCUAUUAAGGGGUACGCCUCGACGGUAAACAGUGCGGCGGCAACAUUAUUUUGCUCGACAUUCAUGGGCCCUUUUGGGUUUGUUUGCGGCGCUGCGGCUGGUUUUGGUACAAGACAGCUUUUCGAAAAAAUGUAG